Labrus mixtus (cuckoo wrasse) is the source of this 8664-nucleotide messenger RNA. RefSeq names its product insulin-like growth factor 1 receptor. Gene Ontology annotation, biological process: positive regulation of MAPK cascade; regulation of JNK cascade; positive regulation of phosphatidylinositol 3-kinase/protein kinase B signal transduction. Lineage: Eukaryota; Metazoa; Chordata; Actinopteri; Labriformes; Labridae. Gene Ontology annotation, molecular function: insulin receptor substrate binding; ATP binding; phosphatidylinositol 3-kinase binding. Gene Ontology annotation, cellular component: insulin receptor complex; membrane; axon. The record is from RefSeq and is a predicted model, not a curated record.
GCACGGCGCCGUGUUUAUAGUCAGACUGCAGACUGAGCGGAGGAGACGGUGUGUGUACCUGCGUGUUUAUCGGACUAACGACGCUGCCCGGACACCUCUCUGUCGACGGAGGACGUUAGUUAACCGACUGUCUGGCCUUUAACGGAAGAAUUAGAGGGAAAUCCUCGGUUUCCCGCUGACAUGAAGGUGAAUUACAGCGACCACAACAACGCGGUGCGUGUGUGCGUGAUGAGCGGCUGAGGAGGAGGAGGAGGAGGAGACGGAGGCUGCGGUCUGAAACCUGAUUUUUAUCCUGGAUAUUUCCAAUGAAACGUCGUUGUAAACACACAAGGUGUCUGUGUUGAUUUAUCAAGUCGUACUGCGCCUCUUUCCAUCCCGAUUUAACGCGUUUUGAGGGGUUUUCUGCCUCCCGAGGAUCCUCCAGCAGCAGCGGGACGUCGGACUGUUUUUCCUCCAGAUAUGGAGCGUGAAGAUGCGGAUUACAGAGGAAUCCCCGCCGCUGCAAGUUUAGCCGCAUUGGUUUCAGCCUUCACGUCAGUGCGGUGCUGUUUUUGGCAAGAAUAAAGAAAACUAUGAGUGCAUAUGUUCUGCCCAGAGGAAUGAAUCGGUGAUUUCAGAGCACCACUGGACUCUACCCCUGCUAUCCUGCAUGUAGCUGCUGUUAGCUGCAUUAGCCGGCUAACAGCUACAAGGUGCUGGCUGCACAUUAAAACGAUUUUUUCCUGCAGGAAUUCUGAGCAGUUUUUGCCCACGUUUCCUCCCCGUGGCUUAUUUAUCUGCAGGAUUUGGGAGGAUUUACUCAUCCAGGAAUGAGGUCUCGAGUGGAAAGGAUCCGCUUGACCUUGUUUUGGGGUCUGAUGCUGGGUCUGUCGUCCUGCCUCCGGCCCGCCACCGCAGAGAUAUGUGGUCCCAGCAUCGACAUCGGCAAUGACAUCAGUGAAUUCCGGCGACUUGAGAACUGCACGGUGGUGGAGGGCUACCUGCAGAUCCUCCUCAUCGGUGACAAGAACAACAACAACAUCAACCAGGAAGUCUUCCGCUCCCUGAGCUUCCCCAAGCUGACCAUGAUCACCGACUACCUGCUGCUGUUCCGGGUGUCCGGCCUGGACAGUCUGAGCGCGCUCUUUCCCAACCUCACCGUCAUCCGCGGCCAGAAGCUCUUCUACAACUACGCCCUGGUGAUCUUUGAGAUGACCAGCCUGAAGGACAUCGGCCUGUUCAACCUGAGGAACAUCACACGCGGCGCCAUCCGCAUCGAGAAGAACCCGGAGCUGUGCUACCUGGACUCCAUCGACUGGUCCCUCAUCAUGGACGCCGAGUUCAACAACUACAUCGCCGGGAACAAGCAGUCCAAGGAGUGCAGCGACGUUUGUCCGGGCAUCAUGGAGAACAGCCCGCAGUGCAGGAAGACCAUGUUCAACGACAACUACAACUACCGCUGCUGGAACUCGAACCACUGCCAGAAAGAAUGCUCAGAGAGGUGCGUCGGGCAGGUGUGCACGGCGGACGGCGAGUGCUGCCACCCUCAGUGCCUCGGCAGCUGCACAGCUCCCGAUAGCGACACGGCGUGUGCGGCGUGCGUGCAUUACUACCACCAAGGUCGCUGCGUGGAAGACUGCCCCCCCGGCACCUACAAGUUCGAAGGCUGGCGUUGCAUCAGCGAGGAUCUCUGCUCCAAAGUCCACCUCCCGGAUUACGACAGCUUCGUGAUCCACGGCGGGGAGUGCAUGUCUGAAUGCCCCCCCGGGCACACACGCACGGCGCCCAACAGUAUGUUCUGUUCAGCCUGUGAUGGUCUUUGUGAUAAAGUCUGCGAUGAGAAGGUCAUCGACUCCAUGGACGCCGCUCAGUCUCUCAAAGGCUGCACGGUUAUCAAAGGCAACCUGCACAUCAACAUCCGCCGAGGCCACAACAUGGUGGCGGAGCUGGAGAGUUUCACAGGUUUGAUCCAGAGGGUGACGGGCUACGUCCGGAUCAGACACUCCCACACUCUGAGCUCCCUGGCCUUCCUCCGCAGCCUCCGAUACAUCGAUGGAGAAGACCUCCUGGACGACAUGUACGCCUUCUCAGCGUUCGACAACCAGCAGCUCCAGUACCUCUGGGACUGGAAGCAGCACAACCUCACCAUCAAGUCGGGGAAGCUGUUCUUCCGAGCCAACCCAAAACUCUGCAUGUCCGAGAUCCGCAAGAUGUGGGAGAAGACGGGCAUCCAGGGCCGCUUUGAGGACAGCGAUUUCAGAAACAACGGCGACAGAGCCAGCUGCGAGAGCGCCAUCCUGAAGUUUAAGUCCAACAGCACCAGCAGCACGAGGAUCAAACUGACCUGGCAGCGCUACCGUCCCCGAGACUACAGAGACCUCAUCAGCUUCAUCGUCUACUACAAAGAGGCGCCUUUUCAGAACAUCACAGAGUUUGAGGGCCAGGAUGGCUGCGGUUCCAACAGCUGGAACAUGGUGGACGUGGAGCUGAGGCCGGACAAGGACUCGGACCCGGGCGUCCUGCUGUCCGGCCUGAAGCCCUGGACGCAGUACGCCGUGUUCGUCAAGGCCAUCACACUCAUGGUGGAGGACAAACACAAGGGCGCCAAGAGCAAGGUGGUCUACAUCCGGACCAGCCCCUCAGCGCCCUCCAUGCCUCAGGAUGUGAGAGCAUACUCCAACUCGUCCACACAGCUGGUGGUGCGCUGGUCUCCUCCCAUCGCCCCCAACGGGAACCAGACCUACUACCUGGUCCGCUGGCAGCAACAAGCUGAGGACCGAGAGCUGUAUCAGCACAACUACUGCUCCAAAGAGCUGAAGAUCCCCAUCCGGAUCGCUGCCAUCGGUGUGGGAGACCAGGAGGAGGACACCAAGCCCACCAAGCCGGACCCCGACGGGCCGGACAAAGGCCCCUGUUGCCCCUGCCCCAAAUCAGUCGAGGACAUCGAGGCCGAAGCUGCCGACGCCUCGUACAGAAAAGUCUUUGAAAACUUCCUGCACAACUCCAUAUUUACACCCAGGCCGCCAGAUCGUCGCCGCAGAGAUGUCUUCGGCAUCGCCAACUCCACUCAUCCCCGCCGCAACCGCCCGCACACCAACAGCAGCGCGGUCCCUCCGCUGCAGGCAGCCGGUAACGGCAGCACGGCGGACACGGAGCCGGCGGAGAGAGAGUACGAAUUUGUGGAGCAAGCUGUGACGGAGCGGGAGCUGCAGAUCCUCGGCCUGCAGCCGUUUACGGUUUACCGCAUCGACAUCCACGCCUGCAACCGACAGGUCCAACGCUGCAGCGCCGCGGAGUUCGUCUUCUCCAGGACGAAGCCGGCAGAAAAAGCAGACGACGUCCCCGGUCCGGUGACCUGGGAGGGCCACGAGGACUGGGUGUUUCUCCGCUGGCCAGAGCCGCGUCACCCCAACGGACUCAUCCUCAUGUACGAGAUCAAGUUCAAACUGGCUUCUGAGGCAGAGAAGCACGAGUGUGUCUCCGGUCAGACGUAUCAGGCGCAGCGUGGCGUCCGCCUGUCCAACCUCAGUCCAGGAAACUACUCGGUCAGAGUGAGGGCGACGUCACUGGCUGGUAACGGCUCCUGGACGCAGCCUCUGGAUCUCUAUGUGGCUGAACGAUAUGAAAACGUCCUAUACGCUAUAAUCUUCGUCCCCAUCGCCGCCGUCAUCUUGAUCUGCAUCCUGGCGUCGAUGCUGAUCGUCCUCAACAGGAAAAGGAACAGUGAUCGUCUUGGAAACGGCGUCCUGUACGCCUCUGUUAACCCCGAGUACUUCAGCGCUGCAGAAAUGUACGUCCCCGAUGAGUGGGAGGUGGCGAGGGAGAAGAUCGCUCUGAGCCGCGAGCUCGGUCAGGGCUCCUUCGGCAUGGUGUACGAGGGCCUGGCGAAGGGCGUGGUCAAGGACGAGCCAGAGACCCGCGUCGCCAUUAAGACCGUCAACGAGUCGGCGAGCAUGAGGGAGAGGAUCGAGUUCCUGAACGAGGCGUCCGUCAUGAAGGAGUUCAACUGUCACCACGUGGUGCGUCUCCUGGGCGUGGUGUCUCAGGGUCAGCCCACGCUGGUCAUCAUGGAGCUGAUGACUCGAGGAGAUCUGAAGAGUUAUUUACGUUCCCUUCGACCCAAAGAGCAGCAGUGGUCGAGUCUCUCUCUCCCUCCCCUGAAGAAGAUGCUGCAGAUGGCCGGGCAGAUUGCCGACGGCAUGGCCUACCUCAACGCCAACAAGUUUGUGCACAGAGACCUGGCGGCCAGGAACUGCAUGGUGGCCGAGGACUUCACCGUCAAGAUAGGAGAUUUCGGUAUGCCAGAGACAACCAGAGACAUCUAUGAGACGGAUUACUACCGUAAAGGUGGGAAAGGUUUGCUCCCCGUGCGCUGGAUGUCCCCCGAGUCUCUGAAGGACGGAGUGUUCACCACCACGUCGGAUGUCUGGUCGUUCGGGGUCGUGCUGUGGGAGAUAGCCACUCUGUCGGAGCAGCCGUACCAAGGUCUGUCCAACGAGCAGGUGCUCCGCUUCGUCAUGGAGGGAGGCCUGCUGGAGAAACCACAGAACUGCCCCGACAUGCUGUUCGAGCUCAUGCGGAUGUGUUGGCAGUAUAAUCCUAAGAUGCGUCCGGCCUUCGUUGAGAUCAUCAGCAGUUUGAAGGACGAGUUGGAGCCGUCGUUCAGAGAGGUCAGUUUCUUCUACAGCGCUGACAACAAGCCGCCCGACGCCCAGCACCACCACCUGGACAAGAUGGACAACAUGGACACCGUUCCUCUGGACCCCGCCUCCUCCUCCUCUCAGCCGCAGCAAACGACGGUCCCCCAACAGACCCCGCCCUCCCCGAGCUCCCAGAGCACUGAGGCUCCGCCCACCCCCUCAUUGGCACCCGGCUCCCCCUCCUCUCCCUGUACGUCGACCGCCGCCGCCAUGGACAAGCAGCCGUCUGGUCAGCAGGCGGCCAACGGGCUCUCGGGGGCGGGCCACGCUGCGGCGUCUGUGCGGCCGUCUCUGGACGAGCUGCCGCCGUACGCGCACAUGAACGGAGGACGCAAAAAUGAACGCGCCAUGCCUCUCCCGCAGUCCUCCGCCUGCUGAUCUGACAGACACAUCCACCUGACUGCACCCCUGGCCCCGCCCCCUUCUCGCCUCAGUGGGUGGGAUCUUUUUUUUUUUUUUUAACCACGCCCCCAGCUGAGCGCCACCCGGUGAGGAGAAGAGACUCACAGGAAGGUGGAGAGCGCCGUCACUGAGUCCAUGUCCUGCUGCUCCUUCACACACUUCUCUCUCAUGGUUCUAGUUUCGGUUUCCACCAGCGGGCACGCCGCCCUCGCCGCCGAGAGGGGGACGAGCGGGAAAACGAAGAAGAAAGAAAUUAGCGGGAGAUCUGACUCCCUCGUCAUGGCUGAACUUAUUUUAUAAAUUGUUGUUUGUUACUUUUUUUACAUGUAUUUCCAAACGGGGAAAACAAAAUGUGUAGGCCUUUAUGAAUGAACGGCGUUUUGGUCGCUUUAGGGGCGGGGCAUUAAGUUAAAAUUGUUGAGCAUAUCUUAAAAAAAAAAAAAAAAGCACUUCAGUCGUCUGAGAGAAACGACCAGAGAGACAAAUCUGCCAAAUGUUUUGCCAAAAUUCUCCUUUUUUUUUGUAAAAGUUUCUCGUCUACAGUUCUCGCCCUGAAACUCUAAAAACACCGCCGACUAAAACACGGGCGCAACACGACCUUUGACGCCAUUCUCAAAAAUGUCUGAGGACACUCCUCCUCGUUUUGCCUUUUGAUAUCUCCAGCUCCUGUUCUCGAUUUAAAACGACCGUGUCAUGGGACCUUUGUUUCCAUCUGAAGUCUUAUCCUCUCACAAAGUGCUGUUCUGUUUCGGUUUAACCGACUUAAUCCAGUCUACAACCAAGCAAAAAAAACAACAAAAAACAAAGAUGGCCGACGAAGGGGACGGCAGAAAAGGAAGUAUGAACACUUUAUCUGUAACGGCCUCUCGGUCGGGGAGCGUCCCUGUUGACUCGUCUUUAGUCUCCACAUGGUCGACGCACCACUUGUUGUUUGUGUCACUUUUUCUAACUUUUCUACGGUUGGAGACGUUCAUCAUGUACAGAAAGAAGCUGCUAUUCCUGAUUUCUCUUGUGGUUGUAAUAUAGUUCAUAUCUAUAUAUAUAUAAAAAAAUAUAUAUAUAUAAAAAGAGAAAAAAAAACUCCUUCAGGUCCGAUCAGACGUUUCCACUACAGUCCUGUUUUUUUAUUUUUUAAAUGCUUGUCACUGUGUCUCUGAGCUGCUUUCAUUUCUCUGUGUUCCCGUGUGAAGGUGCGACAGUUUGGUAACUCUCCCUCACGACGCUCUCAUGUCGCUUGGGACGCUUCGACCCCUCUCUCUCUCUCUCUCUCUCUCUCUCUCUCUCUCUCUCUCUCUCUCUCUCUCUCUCCUCUGAGGGGCGAGGCGUCACAGCUGAGGCCCAACUCAAUCUCAGGUCAAAGAGAAAAGUUGAAUCCUUUUCUGCUCCCCUUUUCCCCCUUUAGUCAUAUUCGUGUGUGUGUGUGUGUGUGUGUGUGUGUGUGUGUGUGUGUGUGUGUGUGUGUGUGUGUGUGUGUGUGUGUGUGUGUGUGUGUGUGUGUGUGUGUGUGUGUGUGUGUGUGUGUGUGUGUGUGUGUGUGUGUGUGUGUGUGUGUGUGUGUGUGUGUGUGUGUGUGUGUGUGUGUGUGUGUGUGUGUGUGUGUGUGUGUGUGUGUGUGUGUGUGUGUGUGUGUGUGUGUGUGUGUGACUCCCUGACUCUCUCAUUCGAUCUCCUUUGAUCAGGAGGCGUUCCUCUGUUAGUUUAGGCGGGAACAUCGCUUCCUUAAAACCAUCUGAAACAGGAAGUGGGGGGGGGGGUGGGGGGGUCUCUGGUUCUCACCUGUUCCUUGUACUUAAUGUAUGGAGGCCCGACAGUGACAAUCAGAAGGUCAUCAGAAAAGUCAAAGCUGCUGCUGCUUUUUUUAUUCCAAUCGAUCCAAAGACUGAAGUUUGUUCCUCCGCCCGUGGUUUUUUAAAAAACAUUAAAGUAUUUAUUUCACCGCUCUGUUGAAACGCCCGUCGCUCUUUUUUAAGUUUUUUUUUUAACUGCGUCAUCUCUCCGUCUUCUUGGACUCAGAGACUGUAGAGAACAUGGACGUACACUCAGUGACGUCACUCAUUGGGUUCUGAGUUUGGAAGCUGAAUGAUGAAAAAGAGGCGGAGCUGAGGCGAACCUAUCACACUGCUGUAAUGCGAUCACCUGUCAGUCAACCAAGCCACGCCCCUAAUUAUUCAAAUGUGUCAAGACAAGAGUUCACUUCUCGUAAAACGCCCCUCCUCAAAGUGCAAGCCGGCUGUGAUUGGCCCGCCAACGUAGCCUCAUAUUUCCAGCAUCGCUGUCGUUUUCAAAAUUCUGCAGGAGGAGGAACGCUACAAACCGGUUAAACCAGCUGCUGCUCGCCCGCCAUUCAUCAGCGUCACGUCCAUCAUGACACGGCUCGGUUAGUUGCCAUGGUUACCUGAACACAAACGAGCAGCGAUAUUCAAACAAGCAUAGAAAUGCAGACUGACAGCGAGCGGUCGUAGGGCGGAGAAUUUGCAGAUCUACGCAGACACAUGUAGAGCUCACGAUGGCGUUGAUUCCAUCGCCGAAGUUUAAAACCGUGCUUCGAUGCGUUUAGCGGCGUUCACUUCUUCUGUACAAGACGACCAUCGAAUGCAGCCAGAGUAAAGUUUGUUUAUCAGAAAAUCUGCAAGAAAUCACAUUUUAAAAAAGUCCAGAGUCAGACGGGGAACGUUCAGAAGAAGUCUAAAAACUGCAGAUUUCCACAAAGUCUGUGCGCACUGCAUCCGCCAGCGCCGCGGUUAAGCUCCAUCGGACCGUGUGCGUCCUUGUCUGACUUCCUGUCUGGGUCGAUCUAUUCUGUCCAGCUUGACACGUGCCAGCAGCGAGCAUAUUUGAAACAGAGAGCUGCUGCACGCUCUGGAGUCCGACCGCGGCGCUCGCUGUGGAUAGUGAACGGCGCCGUAGUGCACAGCGCUGACACACCGCGGCGUUCACUGACUGUGGAAAUUGGCAGCUAAGAAUGUUUAAAUCUUAUAUUUCUAUGAUCUCCAGCAGUUUGAUUCAACUUUUCUGAUGACCUUUUUGUCACACUUCCAUCGUCUCGUGCAUGUUUUUUAUCACGCCUGGUUUAGGGUACUAAGUAAACGUGUGAGGUCGUUCUGAUGGCGUGCUGCGGGAACAGUUCACUCUCCGUUUUCCAACAUUUAAACUUUUGAGUAUGGGUGAGUUUGGUUGAGGGAUGAGUGGAAUUAUCUGACAGCACUGAGACGUUACACAAACGCUGAGGAAGCUCCUCGCCGUCGAUCAGAGAGAGAUCCCGCCACACAGAGGUUAUUAAAGUUCAAUGAAGGCGAGUACGAUCGGAGAGGAGCGCGUGGGACAGACGGCUCCUUCACCUCAGAUAUCCUCACGUUUUUAUUUGUGAAUCACUAAGAAUCCUCCGCUCGUUUCUUUGUCCCUUUUGAUUUUUAGGGGGAAGGUUUUGUUUUCCCUUCAACCAUCCAUCUACCUCACUGUUGUUGUUGUUGUUGUUUGUUUGUUUUUCUCUCGAUUUAUUUACAUGUUCAGAAAACACACACAAAACUUCUCAUCUCUGAUGUCCGGCUCAAAUUCAAACCACAAACCGAACCAUCCUGAAGGG